AUGGAGGAACUUAUGGAGCUCUCUCUUUCUCCAUGCAAAAUCACCUUUGCAAAACGUUUAAACAGAAAGAUACGUGAUCCUGACUCCAAGGAAAUAUCCUGGGUCCCGUCUGAAACCGUCCUCCUAACCUUUGAAGGGUCUGUAGUUCCCGAGAAGAUUCAGGUGUUCGGACUUCUCAACAAAAAUAUUGAGCCUUACAUCGAACGGGUGAGAACCUGUGUCAAUUGUGGAGGCUAUGGGCACACCGCUUCUAGAUGCAGAGGACCAACCAUCUGCUUCAACUGUGGUGAACACAAAAAAGAUGAACAGCACUCCUGUAACGCUCUUACUGGUUGUCUUCAUUGCAAGGGUGACCACUCUACCUUCCACCCGGAUUGCCAAACUAUGAUCUUCAACCAAGAGGUUAAUCGAACCCUUGCCUUCCACGAUGUCUCUAUAUAUGAAGCACUUGCGCAAACCAGAGAGGAACUUGGUCUUGUAAAGCAAAGACCUCCAAGACAGUCAUCCGCUAACUCAUCCAAUCCCUCAUCAUUUCCUUCUCUUCCUCCAUCUACAUCUAAAAAAGAAUACACUUUGAGAACCAUCGGUGGCAUUCAGAAGGAACGCCCUGCUAGUCAAUGGAAUAACAAUAUCCUAAAAACGUAUUCAAAGAAAGUGCCAUUGUCGGCAGCUCUUCUUCAAUCAUUUCGAUACCAUUGGAAUCUCCUCAGAAGGAAUCUUCUUCUGCUAAACUCGCAUCGCAUUCCUCCAAACCUUCAACAUCCUCUCACACAAACCGGGAAACAACACAACAAAACAGCAGCUUAA
Messenger RNA from Osmia bicornis bicornis, 807 nucleotides. RefSeq lists its product as uncharacterized. Lineage: Eukaryota; Metazoa; Arthropoda; Insecta; Hymenoptera; Megachilidae. The coding region runs from base 1 to 807 and encodes 268 amino acids. Gene Ontology annotation, molecular function: nucleic acid binding; zinc ion binding. The record is from RefSeq and is a predicted model, not a curated record. The transcript has a single exon.